AUGAACGCUCCCGAUCGCUUCGAGCUCUUUGUGUUGCCUGAUGGUGUCAAAAAGCUAACCAUCACUCCUGAUACAAAGAUCCCUAAUGCAGCCACAUUCAAAGUCGAAAAGGAAGACCACACUCUUGCCAACAUGCUAAGAAUGCAACUUCUUGAGGAUCCCAAGGUUUUAUUUGCGGGAUACAAGAUGCCACAUCCUUUGGAUCAUUACUUUAUCCUCAAGGUCCAAACAACACCAGAUACAACUCCAGCGCAUGUUCUUGGAAAUGCGCUUACAGAGUUGAUUCAGAAUGUUGGAAGCAUGAAAAACAAGUUUGAGGUAAAAAGAGUGCUUUUCUGUUACUUUCUUUUAUGUAAUGGAACCUCAUCGACGAUAUGGGCUUUUCAUUUUUUUUUUUUUUUUUUUUUUUAUCUUGCUUAUCAUUUUUUUUUACUUCCUGGUAAAUUUUACUGA
Messenger RNA from Lobosporangium transversale, 453 nucleotides. Its product is annotated as DNA-directed RNA polymerase. Gene Ontology annotation, cellular component: RNA polymerase II, core complex. Gene Ontology annotation, biological process: transcription by RNA polymerase II. Gene Ontology annotation, molecular function: DNA binding; protein dimerization activity. NCBI's taxonomy places the organism in Eukaryota, Fungi, Mortierellomycota, Mortierellomycetes, Mortierellales, Mortierellaceae. The transcript has 3 exons. The coding region runs from base 1 to 453 and encodes 150 amino acids. The record is from RefSeq and is a predicted model, not a curated record.